Molecule: messenger RNA, 1587 nt
Organism: Postia placenta MAD-698-R-SB12
Lineage: Eukaryota; Fungi; Basidiomycota; Agaricomycetes; Polyporales; Adustoporiaceae
Exons: 12
Coding region: 1-1587 (528 amino acids)
Molecular function (GO): heme binding; iron ion binding; monooxygenase activity
Source: RefSeq, a predicted model, not a curated record
AUGCUCCCAGCCAGUAUCGAGACACUCCUAUGCGCUAGCAUCCUUCUGGGGAUUAUAUGUCACUACCUCUGCACACGCAUCCUUCCUUCAUCGCGUUCUGUGCUCCCUCCUGGACCUCCACAACUGCCUUUACUCGGGAAUGUGCAUCAGAUAUCUCUGGAGUACCAACACAAAACGUUUGCGGAAUGGGCCAGGAAGUAUGGCGAUCUAAUAUGCAUACAUGCCUUCCACAGGCCUAUCCUCAUCGUCAGCUCUGCAAAUGUGGCGCGGGAGCUACUUGAGAAACGAGGAGGAAAGUACUCGGACAGGCCGUACUCCAUCCUCGCAAAUAAGCUCGUGUUCCCCAAACCCAUUCUGGGAUUCAUGCCCUACGAUGAAACAUGCCGCCGCCUCAGGAAAUACUUUCUAGGCGCUCUAGAGACGAAGUCCGCCGUUGAACAGUAUCGUCCAAUGCAGCGCGCAGAGAUUGGGAGACUCCUAUCGGAUCUUACACACAACCCCAAGGAGUUCUUGUCGCACAUCAGGAGGUAUAACGGUGCGCUGAUGAUGGAGAUCACGUAUGGGCUCCCUGUCUCUUCCGCAGACGACGAGUUCAUGGCAUUCGCCAAUGGAACGGUCUCCGCACUGAGCACUAUUGGCAGCGCUGCUUCCACACUAGUCGACUUCAUCCCCAUGCUGAGGCAUAUUCCAACGUGGAUGCCGGGAGCAGGCUUCAAGCGUCGUGCGCUUGAGGUCAAGGACAUGUGGGCGGAGAUGACGCGCAUACCAUUUGAGAAGGUGCGCAGCGCUAUGGCACUUGGUACAGCAAAGCCGUCCUUGACCACCUUUAUGCUCCAAGAGGCUUUGCGAGACAGCGCAUUGGCCGAGGAUGAUGAGUACAUUAUCAGCAAUGCAGCAUCCCAAAUGUACGGAGGUGGGCGUCCAAGCUUUACUCUGAAUGCACUGCUCACGUUCUUUCUGGCGAUGACGAUUCACCCGGAGAUCGUCAAGAAGGCGCAAGCGGAGCUUGAUCUCGUAGUUGGUAACAGUCGACUCCCAGAGCUCAGCGACCGAGAUUCACUGCCAUAUAUUGAUUGUAUCGUGAAGGAAGUGCUACGUUGGAACCCAGCCGCACCCCUAGGGCUCCCACAUCGUCUCCAGGAAGACGACACGUACGAGAGAUAUACCCUCCCAGCAGGCUCCAUGAUCGUCACGAACAUAUGGGCUAUGGGUCGAGACCCCAGUCUAUAUUCAGAGCCUGACGAAUUUCUUCCUGAGCGCUUCCAGGAGGUGGAUGCCGAGAAGGCUGCUUCUCAAGAUCCACGGAAGUACGUCUUCGGGUUCGGCAGACGUAUCUGCCCAGGCCGUUUCCUUGCUGACUCUAGUAUCUGGCUUCUGGCUGCAAACUUACUCGCCACCAUGGAUAUCCGGAGAGCUCGGGAUUCUGUGGGGCGUGAGGUCGUCCCAACACCAUCAUUCAAAAGCGGUCUCAUUAGGCGAGAACAUCUUGAGGUUGAGCCUUUUGAGUGUGAUAUACGACCACGCUCCGAACGGGCAAUGGAUCUCAUUACCGAGCGUUAUGCCGAAGUAUUUACUCAGGAUAACUGA